Messenger RNA from Dreissena polymorpha, 417 nucleotides. RefSeq lists its product as uncharacterized. The transcript has a single exon. The record is from RefSeq and is a predicted model, not a curated record. Bases 1 to 417 code for a protein of 138 amino acids. NCBI's taxonomy places the organism in Eukaryota, Metazoa, Mollusca, Bivalvia, Myida, Dreissenidae.
AUGAGGAACAACCUGAUCCUCACCGGUAUCGAGGAGGACAACACUACCGGAAAUGAACCCCCGGCGGUCACCGAGACCAAGCUGCGCGCUUUCCUAAAGGAGAAGCUUAAGCUAGCCAGCGAUGCAGUCGAUGCGAUGCGCCUUGAACGUGUACACCGUUCACCAUCGCAUCCGGUAACAGGGAAGGUGCGUUCUGUGGUGGUUAAGUUUGCCUUCUUCAAGGACCGCGAGGAAGUGAGACGCCAGUGGCCAGAGCUGAAAGGCUCGCCUUAUAAUGUUUUUGAACAGUUUCCUCCGGAGAUUCAGGAGAAACGGCGGCGUCUCGUUCCUAAGAUGAAGGAAGCAAAGAGGGGUGGCAAGAAAGCCUGGAUUGCUUAUGACACGCUGUACAUCGAUGGCCGACCAGUGAGCCAGUAG